This is a messenger RNA of Hemicordylus capensis (graceful crag lizard), 3178 nucleotides long. It is a transcript of the gene LCMT2, whose product is annotated as leucine carboxyl methyltransferase 2. Gene Ontology annotation, molecular function: tRNA methyltransferase activity; protein binding. The record is from RefSeq and is a predicted model, not a curated record. Lineage: Eukaryota; Metazoa; Chordata; Lepidosauria; Squamata; Cordylidae. The coding region runs from base 100 to 2196 and encodes 698 amino acids. Gene Ontology annotation, biological process: tRNA methylation; wybutosine biosynthetic process. The transcript is spliced from 13 exons.
GGCCGGGCCGGACACGUGGUGGGGCUGUUGCGCGGCAACGCGGCUGCCGCUUCCGCCCCUUCCGCCCCUGGACUCGCAGGCGCGGCGGCUGCUGCCGGCAUGGGUCGGCGCAAGCGGCGGCCGGUGGCGGCGCGUUCCGCGGGCGGCCUGGGCUCCACCUCUCAGGUGCGUCGCACCGGAGGCAGCAGCGCCGCCAGCAAGAGAUCCGCCGCGGCGGUGGGCUACAUCUCGGACCCCUUCGUGCUGCGGCUCCUGCCCCGCGGCCGCCGCCGAGCCCCCGCCAUCCACCGGGGCUACCAUGUCCGGGCCCGGGCGGUGGAGCACUGUGUCGGCGCCUUCCUGCAGCGCACGCAGGGCCUCCCUGGCAGGCAGAUCCUCUCGCUGGGCGCGGGCUGCGACUCGCUCUACUUCUGCCUGAAGAGCCGGGGGCUGCUGGAGCGCGCCGUCUUCUUCGAGGUGGACUUCCCCGAGGUGGCUGGCCAGAAAGCGGCGCUGGUGGCCCAGGCCGAGCAGCUGGCCUCUCUGGCGGGGCGCGGCGCUGGGCAGCAGCAGGAUGAGCUGGGAGCUGUUAGUUUUGCAGGAGAGGAUUACAGGCUGCUGGGGGCUGACCUCUCUGAGCUGCCAAGGCUGGAGAAAGCUUUGCAUGCCGCGGGCCUGGACCCCAAAGCCCCCACAUUGCUUUUGGCAGAGGUUGUGCUCACCUACUUGGAGGUGCAGAGGUCAGAUGCGCUGGUUCAGUGGGCUGCCAGGCACUUCUCCCAGGCGUGGUGUGUCCUGUAUGAGCAGAUCCAUCCAGAGGACCCAUUUGGGCUUGUCAUGCAAAAUCACUUCAACCAACUCCACUCCCAGCUCCACUCCUUGGCUCAGUACCCAGACUGCAAAGCCCAGGAGAUGCGCUUCCUCCAGAGGGGCUGGGAUGAGUGCAGCAGCAUCAACAUGAAUGAGUUCUACAGCCGCUUUGUCCCCAGAGAGGAGCAGCAGAGGAUCCGGGCCCUGGAGCCCUUUGAUGAGUUUGAGGAGUGGCAUCUGAAGUGCUCCCAUUACUUCAUCCUUGUUGCCUCAAAGGGGGAGAAGCUGAUCCAGACUCCUGUUUUUCCUGGCGUGGGAGAAGGAGCCUUCUCGACUUGCAGCGCGCCACAUUUUGCUGGGACUGUUGCUGUCUCGGUCUGCAUGACGGACUUGGGAGUCACUGGCCUGAGACGGUACGGCCACCGCUCUGUGCUGAUGGCCCCGCACCUGGUCCUCACCACUGGAGGCUUUGGUGACAGCAGCGGGCGUCACUGCCGCCUGACUGAGUUGCAUGCCCUGGUCAAGCAUGAGGAUGCCUGGAGAAGCCACGCCGUCUGCCUGGCCCCGCCUGCGGAGGCCUGGGAUGGCCGACUGUUCCACACAGUGACCCUGCUACAGACAGGCUGGGCUCUGGUGCUGGGGGGGCGCAAGGCCCCAGCGAACCCGGCCCUGGAGGCCUGUGGCUUGAGAGUGCUGGAGGCAGCUGACUCCUCCGCUCCCGGAGGUCCUGUGGUGGAGCUCACUCGCCUGCCGCCUGUGGAGAAGUUGGCUUCGGCCCGCUGGAGACACACAGCGACAGAAGUUACAUAUCAAGGUGAGGCGUACCUGUUCAUCUACGGCGGCUGCUGUGACUCCGGGCAGACUGUGCGGGCGGAUUGGUGCUUCCUGCACUUGGAUGAGUUCUGCUGUCGGCAGAUUCCUGUGGAGGGUCCGGUUCCCACUGGCCGCCAUUCCCACAGUGCUUGUGGCUGGGCAGGUGGGGUGCUCCUUGCCGGUGGCCUGGCAGCCACGGAGCAGCCCUUGGGCGCCGUCCUCUUUCUGCGGCCAAUGGAAAGCGGCUUCCAGUGGCACUCGAUCGUGACCCACCCCCCACUCACGCCGAGGUAUUCUCAUACAGCCCAUGUGCAUGAUGGGAAGUUACUGCUGGUGGGCGGAGUCUGGUUCCAAGCUCCCUCGGUGCCUGGGGUGGCUGUGAUCGAUCUGGCCUCGGGCUCCGUUGCUGAGUUUCACAUUGACACGACCUCUCUGGAGUGGCCUCUGAUGUUGCACAACCACAGCAGCGUUUUCCUGCCCGAGGAGAAGGAGGUUCUUCUCAUGGGUGGCGGCGGCAACUGCUUCUCCUUCGGGAGCCAUCUGAACCAUCACCCAGUCCACCUGGCCCUUGGUGGCCUCCUGAGAGGACCAUGAGCCGUGGGUUCCAGGAGGGCUUGGCUUCCUUGAAAUGCAAGAGCCCCUGCCUGGCAUGGGGCAAAGGAGUGCUGGCCCAGGCGGGUGCUCCUUCCAUUCAUGGAGGAUGCCUCACCCGCCUCUUGAUGAGAAAUGGGUAUAUUGCAAGAAGGUCAGAGGCUUGUGGUGCUGGAAAGAAUAGAGCUAUGUCACUUCUUUGUGACCCUCUUCUUCUGCCUUGAGGGUUCUCUCCAUCUCUCUUACUCUCACUCCUCGCCUCGCUCUCGCUACUGUCGCCACUGCCCUCCCUCCAUCAUCCCUCCUGUCACCUUGCUUUGCUCCCACCACCACCUCCAUUUAUCUCUCUGGGGGCUUCUCGUCCCUUGCCUGCCCUUUUAUUCCCUCUACUGCCUCCCCUCCUGUUCCCUCUGCCUCCCUCUUGUCAUCUCGCCGUUCGGGGACUCCAGCUGGUGCAUCUGCUGCUUGAGGGUCUCCUGCGUUCAGUUUGGAGCCUGGCUUGGCACUUGUGGUGGUUGUGGCUUGGGUGGUAUCUGUGCCUCGCUCUUUUCUGUCUGUUCUGACUGGGGUUGGCGUUGUCCAUGUGGCUGGCGCUGCUGCUGCUGCUGCUUGCACUGAUGCUACAGCUCCUAAUGCCUGUCCCCUUCAUUUUCUAUUGGUACUCCUCUUGUGUAAGUGUUCCCACCUGGCUAAGCUGCAUUUGCUCACAAGUCAUCUGUCUGCCCUCGUUUCUCUCUCUGUCUUUUUGACCCUUAGGGCUCAGGCCAGGGCUGAAGCCCUUCCCCAAAGGGUGGCUGUCUCUGCACUUUAAGAGCUUCCAUCUCCCUUUGACCUGUACUGUCUUUUUGAGUCUGUGCCUUAAACUUGUAAUUGCCUAGCACUUUCUCUCCCUCCCCAGGAUAGAGCUGUUGUGGCGGGGGGGGGGAGUUUGGGGUGGCUUGCCCUUCUGUGGGCUUUUGGGGCAUAAUAAAAAAGCGUGACUCUG